Messenger RNA from Daucus carota subsp. sativus, 2115 nucleotides. RefSeq names its product phosphoglucomutase, cytoplasmic. Gene Ontology annotation, cellular component: cytosol. Lineage: Eukaryota; Viridiplantae; Streptophyta; Magnoliopsida; Apiales; Apiaceae. The record is from RefSeq and is a predicted model, not a curated record. Gene Ontology annotation, molecular function: magnesium ion binding; phosphoglucomutase activity. Bases 155 to 1903 code for a protein of 582 amino acids. The transcript has 19 exons. Gene Ontology annotation, biological process: carbohydrate metabolic process.
AGAUGGAAUAAACCAAAAUUAUAUUCUCAAAAUCAAAUCUGAGUCUGUGAGUCACCACUAUAUAUACAUCUGUGCUAUCACAAACUAACACCUCUUCUCUCCCGAAUAUCACACUCGUCUCUCUCUCCUUUGCCAUUCCUUCCUUUCAGAAGCUAUGGUGUUCAAGGUAACGCGUGUCGAAUCUGCGCCAAUCGAAGGCCAAAAACCAGGCACUUCUGGUCUCAGGAAGAAGGUGAAAGUAUUCACACAACCUCAUUACUUGCAUAAUUUUGUUCAGUCUACCUUCAAUGCCCUGUCAGCAGAGAAAGUCAAAGGUGCUACACUUGUUGUUUCUGGUGAUGGCCGCUACUACUCAAAAGAUGCUAUCCAGAUAAUAAUCAAAAUGGCAGCUGCAAAUGGAGUAAGACGUGUCUGGGUUGGUCAAAAUGGACUGCUAUCCACUCCUGCCGUAUCAGCUGUAAUACGAGAAAGGGUUGGGGCUGAUGGAUCCAAGGCAUCAGGAUCAUUCAUAUUAACUGCAAGCCACAACCCAGGUGGUCCGAAUGAGGACUUUGGAAUUAAAUACAACAUGGAAAAUGGUGGACCUGCGCCUGAAGGAAUCACAGACAAAAUAUAUGAAAAUACAAAAACGAUAAAGGAGUACUUGAUCGCUGAAGGCCUUCCAGAUGUGGAUAUCUCUGUAACUGGUAUAACAAACUUUGAGGGUCCUGAUGGUCAGUUUGAUGUGGAUGUAUUUGACUCAGCUAGUGAUUAUGUGAAAUUGAUGAAGUCAAUAUUUGAUUUCCAGUCUAUCCAGAAGUUGAUUGCGUCUCCCCAAUUCUCAUUUUGUUAUGAUGCACUGCAUGGAGUUGCUGGUGCUUAUGCUAAGCGUAUAUUUGUCGAAGAACUGGGUGCACAGGAAAGCUCAUUGUUGAACUGCGUGCCAAAGGAGGACUUUGGCGGAGGACACCCAGAUCCCAAUCUUACCUAUGCAAAGGAGUUGGUAGCACGUAUGGGAUUGGGUAAAUCACAGGCUGAACAGGAGCCCCCAGAAUUCGGUGCCGCCGCUGAUGGUGAUGCAGAUCGUAACAUGGUCCUUGGUAAAAGGUUUUUCGUGACACCAUCUGACUCCGUUGCUAUUAUUGCUGCAAAUGCAGUCCAAUCCAUACCUUACUUCUCAGCUGGUCUUAAAGGCGUUGCCAGGAGUAUGCCUACGUCAGCUGCUCUUGAUGUUGUAGCCAAAAAUUUGAACUUGAAGUUUUUUGAGGUGCCCACUGGAUGGAAGUUUUUUGGCAACUUGAUGGAUGCUGGCAUGUGUUCAGUUUGUGGUGAAGAAAGUUUUGGAACUGGCUCGGAUCAUAUACGUGAGAAAGACGGCAUAUGGGCUGUUCUGGCGUGGUUAUCUAUCAUCGCUUACAAGAAUAAAGAGAAUCUUGGCGGGGGAAAACUUGUGACUGUUGAAGACAUUGUGCGCCAGCAUUGGGCAACCUAUGGACGACACUAUUAUACACGAUAUGAUUAUGAGAAUGUUGAUGCAGGUGCAGCAAAGGAAUUAAUGGCGUACUUGGUCAAACUGCAAUCUUCUCUCGGCGAUGUUAACAAAAUCGUUAAAGAAAUACGGUCCGAUGUGUCAAAUGUUGCCAAUGCUGAUGAAUUCGAAUACAAAGAUCCUGUGGAUGGUUCUAUCUCUAAGCAUCAGGGUAUUAGAUAUCUGUUUGAAGAUGGAUCACGUUUGGUUUUCCGUCUAUCUGGAACUGGUUCUGAGGGUGCUACUAUUCGUCUUUAUAUUGAGCAAUAUGAACAAGAUUCAUCUAAGAUUGGAAGGGAUUCUUCAGAAGCACUCGCUCCUCUGGUUGAUGUUGCUCUUAAAUUGUCAAAGAUGCAAGAAUUUACUGGACGAUCCGCCCCAACUGUCAUUACAUAAAUACAUACUGUUGCUGGUAACCAAUGUUGAAUGUCAUCUGAUAUAGAAUAAACAAAGCAUUGACCUUGCACCCUGGUUAUGUAACGUGAUUCAUAUAUUCUCCUCCUUUGAUGUCAUCAGGUCACCAUCUGAUAACACAUUUAUCUGAAAUUUUGUUAUUUAGAAUAAUCUGAUCAUGAAUGGAAUAUCGGCCGUGUAAUUUUCUUGAUACA